Molecule: messenger RNA, 1755 nt
Organism: Peromyscus leucopus (white-footed mouse)
Lineage: Eukaryota; Metazoa; Chordata; Mammalia; Rodentia; Cricetidae
Gene: Igflr1
Product: IGF like family receptor 1
Exons: 4
Coding region: 711-1706 (331 amino acids)
Source: RefSeq, a predicted model, not a curated record
GGUCUGCACCGGUAAGUCAGGACUACUUUUGUACCCAAAACCUUGGCUUGUCCAUUCUAGGUGUCUUUUAGGGAGAGGUGGCAGGUUGGAGGAUUCCUAAUAGAGAUGGGGAUUAGAAAAGGAGGGGAAGAGAGGUGGUUGGGGACUGGGAAGAGUCUGCAGGAGGUUAGGCCUGGACAUCGGAGCCUACCACACCACCCUGAGAUGAAGGCACCAGUACUUAAGCCAUUGAAUUGAGUUUGCCAUCUUCUAGGUACUGUGGUGUUCAUUUUGUGGUUUGUUUAAAUUGGCUUUUGAAGCAGGGUCUCACUGUGUAACUCUAGCUGGCCUGAAACUCUCCAUGUAGAUCAUGCUGAUCUUAAACUCAGAGAUCCUCCUGCCUUUACCUUCCAAGUGCUGGAAUUAAGGGUGUACACAGUACGCCUGACUACUGUGAUGUUUUUAGUCGAUUGAUCAACACACACACACACACACACUGCCUUCACCUAGAGAGGCAAGUUCUGUUACUCCAUCUUAGAGAUGAAAAUGAGAAGGCAGGUCCGUAAGGAGAAAUAAUCUGACGAUCCACAUCCAGUUCUUUUUAGGCCUUGUGGGCCUGGAGUUGGGUAGGGGGCACACCAGCUCCCAAGAAGGCCCUGGAAUCCUGUGCCCCACAUUCACCACUUCCUUCUGGCCUGGAUUUCCUGGAAAGUGCUGCAGGCUUUGCUGAGAUGGGGCCCAGAUACCUUUUCUGGACAGCCACAGUGGCAGUACUGCUGAUUUGGGCUGCUUCAAGGGAAGUCUCUCGGUUCUGCGGCCGCCUUGCCUACUGGAACCCUGACAACAAGUGCUGCAGCAGCUGCCUGCAGCGUUUCGGGCCCCCUGCCUGCCCUGACUACGAGUUUACGGAAAACUGCGGACUGGAUGACCUCGGCAACACCGUAGCUCAAACUUUCAGAAAGUGUUCUCCUGGGCAUUGCAACCCCAAUGGCACCGAGCUGUGUCGCCCCUGCAGCAGCGGAGCCACAACCCCUGCACGCAUGGAGAGCCACAGCAGAACCCAGAAGCAGUGUAGAAAGAAACCCAUCCCUCCCAAGGAGGUCUGUCCUCUGACAACUGAAGAAACGGGAGUCUCUAGCUCCCCAGGGCCGGGGCAGACAACCAUCCCUGAGACCUCCGCCCUGUCCUCUGUGCUGCCCCUGACGGCACCGUUGCUGGUGCUCCUGAUACUGGCAGUGGUCUUGCUCCUUCUGUUCAAGAGAAAAGCCCGUGCCCACCCCUGUCCCAGCUUGGCUUUGGGAGACCCCAGCACCUCUGCACGCUGGCCCUCUCCGGGCUCCCUGGAGGUAUUGGGAAGUAGGAGCACUCGCAAGACAUCUCUGCUGCAGCUCUCAAGCCGGGAGCUUCAGAGCCUGGCCUCACAGCCCCUGGCUCGCCUCCUGGACGAGCUGGAAGUUCUGGAGGAACUGAUCAUGCUGCUGGACCCUGAGCCUGGGCCUAGCGGAAUCAUGGCUUAUGGUACCACACGACACCUGGCUGCAAGAUACGGGUUGCCUGCCACCUGGUCUACCUUUGCCUACUCACUACGGCCCCAUCGCUCACCCCUGAGAGCCCUGAUUGAGAUGGUGGUGGCAAGGGAGCCAUCUGCUACUCUGGGACAGCUUGGCAUACACUUGGCCCAGCUAGGGCGGGCAGACGCACUGCAGGUGCUCUCCAAGCUUGGCUGAGUCAGGGCUUGCUGGGGAUUGCUACUCAGUCAAUAAAGUGUCCCUUGAA